Molecule: messenger RNA, 912 nt
Organism: Drosophila miranda
Lineage: Eukaryota; Metazoa; Arthropoda; Insecta; Diptera; Drosophilidae
Product: ultraviolet-B receptor UVR8-like
Exons: 3
Coding region: 183-497 (104 amino acids)
Source: RefSeq, a predicted model, not a curated record
AAAAUGUAUUUACGUUUUUUUUUUACUUUAACUUAUUCAACUUUGACAGCUCUUUGAGUUUGGUGGGGCAGCAUUUCUGGUCAAAAGACCAGUCCAACGCCUUCCUCUUCGAGGAGGACGUGCGGCAGCUGGCCGUCGGCUGGACCCACAAUGCGGCGCUGCUCCGCAACAACGAGAUCCUCAUGUGGGGCCGCAACUGCUACGGACAGCUGGGCACGGGCUCGAUCAGCGAGCAGCAGGCGGUGCCCCAGCCACUGAGCCUCCGACUGCCCGACGGCCAGACGCCUGCUCGCGUGCACAUGGGGGCAGAGCACGGCCUGCUGCGGACUACAGCCGGCGAGAUCUACACCUGGGGCUGGAACGAGCACGGAAACUGUGGCAACAACAGUACAGAGAAUGUAUGCAGCCCUACACUCGUGGAAAUCCCGGGACGCGUGAAGUUGGCCGGAGCUGGCUCGGGCUUCUGUUACGCCAUUUCCGAGUCGUCUGUUAAUUAAUUUUAUAAUAAAUGUUAAAAAUGCUUAAAAAUACUAAACGGAAUAUCGAAAUUAAGGUAUUUGAUGUCGGAUCAUGAGCAAAAUUGUACGAAUAAUCAAACCCAAGCAGUUGGCGCUCUUUCUUCCAUCGAUAGUUGAAGAAACAUCGAUGUAUCGAUAGUAACAAUGAAGUUUUUCAACCUUCAGCAGCUUUACUUGAACUCCGCGGAAUUUUCGUUGCAAAUACUAUUUGCCAUUUUUACAGUGAAAAUAAAGUGCUUUGUUUUUCAAAAACUUAAUCUUUUCCACAGAAAAAAGAAGAUGUCGGAGAAUAGCUUCAACUCAAAGUAUUUGGACGAUGACGAUGAGGACGAUGCGAUUGCUGCCUCUGAGGGUGUGUACCAAUGAAUCCUCUAAACUAAAUAUAAUCCACGCG